GAGAGCCGGGAGCAGCAUGAGGACUCCACGGGAGAGGCCACUGCUCGCGCUCUCUCUCCUCUGCCUCCUGUUUGAGGUAUGUGCCCAGCUCUGCCGGAUGCCAUGUACCUGCCCCUGGUUACCCCCACGCUGCCCUCCUGGGGCACCCCUUGUCCUGGAUGGCUGCGGCUGCUGCAGGGUGUGUGCUCGGAGGCUGGGGGAGCCCUGUGACCAACUCAACAUCUGUGACCAGAGCCAGGGGCUGGUAUGCAACUACAGUGCCACCCCAGGGGACAGCAGAGGCACCUGCAAUUUUCCAGAAGAUGAUGGCAGCUGUGAGGUGAAUGGGAGGACCUACCGGGAUGGGGAGACCUUUCAGCCAAGUUGCAAGUUCCAAUGCCAUUGCUCAGAUGGGGGGUUCACCUGCAUCCCCCUUUGCAGCGAGGAUGUGCGGCUGCCCAGCUGGGACUGCCCCUACCCUAAACGAGUUGAUGUCCCUGGGAAGUGCUGCCAAGAAUGGGUCUGUGACCAGGGAGUCCAACCCGUCCCACCAGCAGUGCCCCGGUUCCUGGGACCUCCAGUACCACUGUCCCCUCGAUUUGCCUGCCAGGAAUGGAGCACACUGUGGGGCCCCUGUUCUGCCACUUGUGGGCUGGGUGUGGCCACUCGAAUGACCAAUCAGAAUCCACACUGCCGACUGGAGAUGCAGCAUCGUCUGUGCCUUCUCAGGGUCUGUCCUCCUUUAUGAGGACCCCACCACAGUGUCACUGGUGCCUCUCAAGGGGAGGUGUUCCUGUCUAUGCUUGUGGAUAGAAGCUUCCAGGGCAAAAGAGACACCAACUUGCCAGGCUUGGAGACUGACUGCCAUCAUCUCCUGCUGAAGCCUCCAUCAGGCUGCUCUGAUUGGAGGUGCUAAUAAGGCUCAUCUCUACCUUCCGGCCUCUAGAACUCACGACUAGGUUUUGAGCUUCUUCAAGACACUCUAAUCAGCCAAGACUCAGUGCAGAGAUGCAGAUGCAAGUCACCUUAGGGUCACAGAAUUUAGGAAAGGGACCUUGGAGAUCAUCUAGUUCAAGGGGCCUAAACCUGGGAUCCAUGGGAUAGAUAUCAAGUGGUCUGUGAAUUUAGAUGGGAAAAAAUUACUUAUUUCUUUUCACUAACCUCUAAAAUUUAAUGUUUCCCUCUAUUAGAAAUUUUUUUAAACACCAUUAUUCUGAGAAAUUGUUUACAGGCAUCAUCAGACUGUCAAAGGAGUCUAUGACACAAAAAAGAUUAAGAAUUUUGGGGGCAG
Molecule: messenger RNA, 1270 nt
Organism: Trichosurus vulpecula (common brushtail)
Lineage: Eukaryota; Metazoa; Chordata; Mammalia; Diprotodontia; Phalangeridae
Gene: CCN5
Product: cellular communication network factor 5
Exons: 4
Coding region: 17-727 (236 amino acids)
Biological process (GO): signal transduction; cell adhesion
Cellular component (GO): extracellular matrix; extracellular region
Molecular function (GO): heparin binding; integrin binding
Source: RefSeq, a predicted model, not a curated record